Molecule: messenger RNA, 1183 nt
Organism: Oppiella nova
Lineage: Eukaryota; Metazoa; Arthropoda; Arachnida; Sarcoptiformes; Oppiidae
Source: the annotation of a GenBank genome assembly
AUUGUAUUCAAUUCAAACAAAUUUAUUGAAAAUAAUAAUAAUCGUAAAAAUAAUAAAAUUCUCACAAAUCGUAUGUAACAGUGUGUUUGGGAUAGAGAAUCAAUUUUACUGUAACUAUAAUUCUCGCAGAAAAACUAUGUGACCACACGGUGUCUAAACAACAUGUCUUAACACACCUACUAAUGCAACAACAACUGUGUCUUAUCCACGAAACUCACGCCAAGGAUCUACUACUUGUCGACAAUGAGCACACCAUCGACUCGACCAUUGAGUCACUGAUUGACUGAUCGCUAGUCAUCGGGAAGUGAUGUCUUGGUGUGUGGCCGCAGACACCACUCGCAAGCCGUGUCUUUGGACACUAAGACCACUCCUAUUAUGCAUACUAUCAUCGCUGGUGUGGCGCCCAUUGGCUGAACACAUGGCGGACUCGGUGUCGCCCGAAGACAACCUCGUAAUCAACGUGAAGAACGGCGGCGAAGAGGUGUACCAGCAGGUGAUCACCGCCAACACCACCGACGAUGUCAUAACAGUGGACUUCCUAGAGUCGGACGGCUCUCUCAUCACACAAUUCAUUGAUUUCAAAGCGGAGGUGCAGAUCUUCCGGAUAUACCGUUUAGGGGAACUGGAUCUCAACGAAAGCCAAUACAAAGUAUACUGUUUUGUCACACAUUUGCUCCGAAAUGAAUUCAUAUCCAGCGAUGCCAUGUCUAAACUGAGACAGCGAAAUCCCGGAGCCAUUCGUCAGCCCGAAGAAGAUAAAGGAAAGGAAUUCUUCGAAAUGGAUCUCAAUAUAGUUCUCGACAAGUCUUCCAUAAUAUCACAACAUUUGCCAAAAGUGUGUUCAGACGCCACGAACCAAACCUUCACUCGAGAAAUCGAUUUGCGAUUUUGGGCCAACACUGGAGCCGUGAAUCGCGACAUAAUAGCCCUCACGUCGUCUGUGCACAAGAAUCCCACCGCAAAGCCCGUCCAGAGUUGUAUAGUCAGCGACACGGAAUGGGAGCCCUGUCUCUGUCACAUCCAGAUGUGCAUCGCGUGGUACCCGUGCGCUCUCAAGUACUGCAAGACCAAAGACCCCAACUCAUCCAAACUGCAGACCUACCGGUGCGGCAUUAAAACGUGUCGAAAGUGUCGAGACUUUCAAUUCUACUCGCAAUUCAGGCAAAACUGUUUAUGGGAUUAG